Molecule: messenger RNA, 1699 nt
Organism: Physeter macrocephalus (sperm whale)
Lineage: Eukaryota; Metazoa; Chordata; Mammalia; Artiodactyla; Physeteridae
Gene: C14H17orf58
Product: chromosome 14 C17orf58 homolog
Exons: 5
Coding region: 1-918 (305 amino acids)
Molecular function (GO): protein binding
Source: RefSeq, a predicted model, not a curated record
AUGACAGCUAGAGCUUUCUGGCUCCUCUGUUUGAUCGUUGGAUCAUCUCCCGAAGCCCCAGUGGCGGAGAGAAAAGAUUGUGUGUGUCUUGGCAGCCUUUAUCGGAAUGAAGCCAGUUGUUCAGCUACUGAAAUGAUCUCGAGCGAGCCGGGCAGGCUGGAGAAACUUUGCAUGUUAAGUAGUUGCUCCAUCACAGAGGAGGGAAAGUGUCAAAAGGGGUCGUGGCGCGCCUUUCGGGAGCCGUGCGGGCCGGGCUCGCGGGACGCGGCUGGCGGCGGGCGGCCGGAGGAGCGCGGGGUCCGCCCAGCGCCCGGGUCCCCGUCCCGCCGGCGAUCAGAGGAGCUGGCCCCCGCCGGCCCCGCCCACCCCAACCGGCCGCGCGCCGCCGCACCGCCCCCGGGACCCGCGCCCGCGCCGCCGCCGCCGCGCCUCAGCCCCCAGCGGAGGGAGGAUGCGGAGCUUGGCGCCGAGCCCUGCGCGCGCGCCUGCAGGGCGGACUUAGACGAGCACGAGUCCUACUGCACCAGCGAGUUCGCAGUCAACGGAAUCGUGCAUGAUGUGGACGUCCUCGGCACAGGGAUCCGGCUGGUGACUCUGCUGGUGGACCGGGACGGGCUGUACAAGAUGAACCGCCUGUACAUCACUCCGGACGGGUUUUUCUUCCGAGUCCACAUAUUAGCCCUAGACUCCUCUAGUUGCAAUAAGCCAUGCCCAGAAUUUAAACCUGGCAGCAGGUAUAUUGUGAUGGGCCACAUCUACCAUAAGAGAAGGCAGCUACCUACAGCUCUGCUUCAGGUCCUGAGAGGGCGCCUCCGACCAGGAGAUGGACUUCUCAGGAGCAGCGGCAGCUAUGUGAAAAGAUUUAACCGGAAAAGGGAUGGGCAAGUGCAAGGGGCAAUUCACACCCAGUGCAUUUGAAACAUACAGCCUGGCAUUUCUGGAUCAUAAGAGACUUGGAAUUCAGCAGCAAGACAGGAAAGGCCUAUCAUUAAGUAAUCGGAUUUUCCUUUAGAACAGGGCACACAGCUCCUUUAGGAACUAGUUGCAAACUGCCAACUCUCAUCUUCAAGUUGUCACUUUUUUACAAAAUGCUUCUUAAAUGGUUAUGCUUCUGAGCUCUGUGGUGAAGUUAUUCAACUGGUGUGCCAGUUACUCACACAAGCUCAGAUAACUGACCUGUCCAGUUAACAGAUCACUGCUUCAUGUUGUUUAUUUUUAAUUAUUUUAAUUUAAAUACAUUCUUCAGUAGAAAUAGUUCACAAAAACAUUUCCUUGAUUUUAAAUAUACAAUUUUGAAUAGUUUAUAUAAUGUAUCAAACCAAAUUUUAUACUAAAACCAUCAUAUUUUAAAUUCUGUACAUAACAGUAAGUGCACUAGUCAGACGUAUGAAAUGUCAUUUAGAUCACAUUUAGAUCAAACACUAAAGUUAGAGCCCGAGACAAGUAUUAAAGUUUUACAUUUAGAGUACUGAAGGGCUUAUUCAAGCAAACAAAUGUUUGUUCAAACAAGUGUUCCUGAUGUACCAAAAUAUAAGAUAGUUUACUUUCAUGCCUCCCUGCUUCUAAAAUCCUAUGUUUUGUGCCAUACUGGCAGCUAUCCCAAUACCAAACAUAUUCUGGGUGUAUCUGAUGUCAUUUUUCUAUUAAGACCAAGUAUCAUGUUUGUGUUUGUAAAGCAGUAAAUCUUUCUGUGAAAUCA